Messenger RNA from Betta splendens (Siamese fighting fish), 1854 nucleotides. RefSeq names its product arylsulfatase family, member K (gene arsk). The transcript is spliced from 8 exons. Bases 124 to 1692 code for a protein of 522 amino acids. The record is from RefSeq and is a predicted model, not a curated record. NCBI's taxonomy places the organism in Eukaryota, Metazoa, Chordata, Actinopteri, Anabantiformes, Osphronemidae.
AUUUUGAAAUCCUAAGCGGAAUGUUUACAUGAAGUCCCUCAGUCUGGAGAGAAUAUCCGCACUUACAUCUAUCUUGUUUCCUCUGUUUUUUUACAUUUUGACCAAAUUCUCUUCUACGUCGUCAUGAAUACAGUAACGUUAGCUUUGAUUUUCCUGUUUGGUUUUUUUCUUCAAGGUUUUUGCCAAAAUGGAACCAGACCCAACAUUGUGAUGGUGAUGAGCGACGCGUUUGACGGACGAUUGACCUUUGAUCCUGGCAGCAAAGUUGUGCAGCUGCCAUAUAUAAACUACCUGAGGGAGCUGGGCUCCACCUUCCUCAGUGCUUACACCAACUCUCCCAUCUGCUGCCCCUCAAGAGCAGCAAUGUGGAGUGGUCAGUUUGUUCAUCUCACUCAUUCGUGGAAUAACUACAAGUGCCUGGACCGUAAUGUGACCACAUGGAUGGAUUUGCUUGAGGCAAAUGGAUAUCUUACCAAGAUGAUCGGAAAGCUGGACUACACCUCGGGGAGUCACUCCGUCAGUAAUCGAGUUGAGGCCUGGACCCGGGAUGUGCAGUUCCUCCUGCGCCAGGAAGGCCGGCCUGUUGCCCAACUGGUUGGGAACAUGUCAACAGUAAGAGUCAUGAAGAAGGACUGGAAAAACACAGGGAAGGCUGCACAGUGGCUCCGCCAGAGAGCAGCAUCGCCACACCAGCCCUUUGCUCUUUAUGUUGGUCUUAAUCUGCCUCAUCCUUAUAAAACUGUGUCGCUGGGCCCCACUGCCGGAGGAUCGACCUUUCAGACUUCGCCGUACUGGCUUAAAAAGGUGUCGCAUGAUAUAAUUUCCGUACCUAAGUGGCUUCCUGUGUCCGCUAUGCACCCUGUUGACUACUAUUCCACCUACACCAAAAACUGCAGUGGCGUUUUCACAGAGGAUGAAAUCAAAAACAUUCGGGCCUUCUAUUACGCCAUGUGUGCUGAAGCAGAUGCUAUGCUGGGCCAGAUUAUUUCAGCUCUGAGAGAGACCGGACUGCUUAAUAACACCGUUGUGAUCUUCACAGCGGACCACGGAGAGCUGGCCAUGGAGCACCGGCAGUUCUAUAAGAUGUCAAUGUUUGAAGGCAGUUCCCAUGUUCCCCUGCUCGUAAUGGGGCCUGGUCUGAUGUCUGGCCUGCAGGUCAGCCAGCUUGUGUCUUUGGUUGACCUGUAUCCCACUGUGCUGGACCUUGCAGGAAUUCCAGCAGUGUUAAAUCUCAGUGGCCAUUCCCUCCUUCCUCUGCUGUCGAAGUCCACUGGUCUUUCCAAGACGACGCGUCCAGACUGGGUGCUGAGUGAAUAUCACGGUUGUAAUGCCAAUGCCUCUACGUAUAUGUUAAGAAGUGGACAAUGGAAAUACAUCACCUAUGCAGACGGUCUGAGUGUUUGCCCACAGCUUUUUGACCUUAAACAAGAUAAGGACGAACUUCACAAUGUGGCUCUCAGAUUCCCAGAUGUUCAAGCACAGCUGGAUAAGAAGUUGCGUAGCAUUGUGGACUACUCAGAAGUCUCUACAGCUGUUCACCUGUAUAAUAAAAAAACAUUUGGUGAUUGGCGUGACAGUCUGGGAAGAAACUACACGAUGGUCAUCGCUAAUCUGAGGUGGCAUGUAGACUGGCAAAGAGAUGCUAUCGCCAAUGAGAGAGCUAUUGACAAGUGGCUGUAUGGGUCUGUGUGAAAGUUUAUAGCACAAUGAUGGUGGAGUAUUGAGCUACACUUGCAAAAGAUUCAGGACAUAAAGACAAUAAAAGGGUUUCUAUAUAGAGUUAGAACAGGAUCAUUUGUUCCAGUAAAUCUGAAUUUUACUGACCUCAACCCAUAAACUAUACUUAAUUUGUUA